Molecule: messenger RNA, 4482 nt
Organism: Orbicella faveolata
Lineage: Eukaryota; Metazoa; Cnidaria; Anthozoa; Scleractinia; Merulinidae
Source: RefSeq, a predicted model, not a curated record
UGAAAACGUUUUGAAACUUCAGGCUAAAUACACGCAUCGUUGGUUAAAUAAAGCGAUGAAUUUAUUUGCCUUUUUUUUCUCCCUUUUUCAUGUGUUGAUGUGGGAGAAAAUAAAUAACCGAAUUGUUGUACUUAUUAAAAUCUGCAUGCUCUGCGGGCCUGCGGGCCUGUGUGGUAUAUCAGAUAAAGUAAACAGCGCGCCGAUUUUUGGUCUUGGCCUUUUUUUCUUUCUUGUCAGUUUAAUGGUGGUCUAAUUCAAAAUCACCAUUUGAGAGUUCAAGGGUGGACUUUUUACUUAUUAAGUUAAAAAAAUGUGGAUUUUCUCAUCCCCAGCUGGUCAACUCCCGACAAUUAUAUUUCAUUAUGGCAAGAAAACGGAUGCUCAGCGGUCAACCUUUCCAACAUACAAGAACUGGGUCCCAGUCGAGUCACAGAAUGGCGGCUCUGAAACAUGGGUCAAGAAAGUUUUAUGAUAUUCCAAGCGGAGAAUUAUCAAAUGUAAGGAGCAGAUAUAGUCUUCGGAAAGACAAAAAUAUCGAGGAACUUCUCAACUACAUUAAUCAAAGCUGUAUUGGAAAAGAUGUAAUGUUUUCUGGGCCGUAUGGCGCGCGGAAAGUGACUUAUUGCGACUAUACAGCAUCAGGAAGAUCAUUGACAUUUGUUGAGGAUUACAUACGAGAGCAGGUCUUGCCUCACUAUGGCAACACACACACAACUACAACAGUGACCUCCCUGCAGACCACCUUGUAUCGCCAUGAGGCAAGGGAUAUUAUCAGAAAUGCAGUGAAUGCCAGUGAGAGUGACUCUGUGGUAUUUGUUGGAAAUGGUGUGACAGGAGCAGUUCACAAGUUAAUUCAUGCACUGGACUUCAAACAUCCUCCAAUUGUGUUUGUUGGACCAUUUGAGCAUCAUUCAAAUCUUCUCCCUUGGAAAGAAUUAGGCGCUGAGGUUAUAUGGAUCAAGCAAAACCCAAGUGGAUCAGUUGACUUGCCAGACUUGGAUUCUAAACUAAAGUUUCACUCUUCAAAAGGCAGACAGUUGAUUGGCUGUUUUUCAGCAGCAUCAAAUGUGACAGGUAUUUUAACAGACACCAAUGCUGUCACUGCCUGUCUGCACAGAAACGGGGCUUUGGCUUUCUGGGAUUAUGCCACUGCAGGACCUUAUGUGGACAUAAACAUGAAUCCUUUGGUUACCAGUGACGAUCAGGGACUUGUCUACAAAGAUGCGAUAUUUAUUUCAACUCACAAGUUUGUUGGAGGAGUGGAAACACCAGGGAUCCUUGUAGCCAAGAAGAGUCUGUUUGUGAACCCUGUUCCCUCGGGCUGUGGUGGUGGCUCUGUAUUUUUUGUGACGGAAAAUUCUCACAGAUACCUGAAAGAAAUCGAGAUGAGAGAGGAAGCUGGUACGCCCGCCAUUGUCGGGGCUAUCAGAGCGGGACUUGUGUUUCAGCUAAAACAGGAAAUUGGAGCAGCUGCCAUUAUGACUAGAGAGGAAGAGCUAUGCAGGAAAGCAUUGGCGGCAUGGAGCAGUAGCAGUAACCUUGUUCUUCUAGGCAGCACUUCGGUCCCUCGUCUCCCUAUAUUUUCCUUCCUCAUCAGGCACCCAAUCGCUGGGGUGUUCUUACAUCACAACUACGUGUGUGCCUUGCUUAAUGACUUGUUUGGAAUACAGGCUCGUGGAGGGUGUGCUUGUGCGGGCCCCUAUGCGCAGAGUCUUUUGGGAAUAAAUGAACGACUGGCAAAGGAGAUUGAAGAUCUCCUACUGGAAGACAGUCGCUUAGACAGGGUUCAUCUUCGACGAUACCAGGAAUAUUCUGAACGAGAAAUUUUAAGACCAGGCUUUGUCCGUCUCAAUUUGCCGUAUUUCAUGUCACACGAUGCUGUGGAGUUUGUUUUAAAAGCAGUGGAGAUGGUGGCAGAACAUGGCUGGAAGCUUCUUCCACAGUACAUGUUCAAUCCUGAGACUGGAGAAUGGAAGCAUAGAAAACAUCAGGUGUUUCGUGACCGGAAGUGGCUCGGUUCAAUCUCGUAUUCAGAUGGUCACAUGACCUACCCAUCAUCCUCUCCGAUCACGGAAGAAACUUCAAGUUCUUACUCGGAGUGUCUUUCUGAAGCUGAGAAAAUAUUCCGUAAAGCAGCUACAAACAAGAUUAUUAACAGUGUUGGUGAUCAGUCAUUAUUGCUGGGUGAAGAAGGCGAAAAGUACCGCUGGUUUUUACUUCCAAGCGAAGCUGCCCAGCUGUUAAGUGGAAAAAAUCCUGCGCACUUUCCAAUAACACCGCCGUUUACUCCACCACAGUGGAAAGCUGACACGAGUAUCUUAGAGGGGACUAAUUUAAAUAGGACUGGUUGCUUGAAACCUUGUGAUGAGAUCUGUUUAAGUACCAAAGAAAAAUGCUCCUUGAAAUCAGCAUACAAGUCUGCUACAUCCAGAGAAAAUGUCAACAAUUUAGUUGUGGAUUCUAAUUGUGUUGUUAAUGGACAAAUCCAUGAUUCAUACACUGGUGAUGUGCAUUUUAAUAACGAGAAAUGCGAUAACUAUAGAAACAGAGAUCUAUCAACAUUUCCUGACCUAGGUAUGGCAAACGUUGUAAAUUUAAUGACAAAUGGGGACGCUAUAUCUCUCGAAGCUGGCAAAUAUUAUCCUGCGAAUUCUGAAGCUGAAAAUACUGAUGCAAGACAGGGAGAAAAUCGUGUCUGCGUGGAAAGGGCUCUGGAAAUUUCAUCUGUAGAGACUGGCUCUUGCGAAUUUACCAAAGAGGAAAACGCCCUCGAAAACUCCGCUGCUAAAUAUAUUGAAUCUUCAUCGAACGAUUUUGACAAGUGCCCCGUUUCGUCAACUUUUGACGGAGCGAGGACUACCGGCCUGAAUGCAAUCACAAAUUCUUCUUCUGAAAACAAGAUGAUUUCUGAAAACAACGAUGCUGUUGCAAAUUCAGAAAAUGUUUGUCGAAGGAAACCAAGAAAGAGCAAGCAAAACGAAGUGACAACUGGUAAACCGCAGUUUCAUCAUCCACCAAAGAACAUUUUUAAACCAACUGUACAAGCUUUAGAAGAAUACGACAUGAUUCAUGAUGGUGAUCGAGUGAUGGUCUGUCUGUCAGGAGGCAAGGAUUCACUAUCUUUGCUGCACACCUUACAUCAGUAUCAAUACUACAGCAAGUCUAAGGGUAUUAAUUUUGAACUUGGAUCGGCUACUGUGGACCCUCAGUCACCUGGAUAUGAUCCUAAACCUCUGGUCCACUAUUUAGCGUCCCUUGGUGUUCCUUACUUCUUUGAAGAGCAGGGUAUCAUUCAACAGGCAGCCCAACUCACUGUUUGCGAGUCAAUAUGUAGUUUUUGUUCACGAAUGAAGCGUGGCCGGUUGUACGCAUGCGCCAGACGAGAGGGUUAUAAUGUGCUAGCGAUGGGACAACACUUAGAUGACUUGGCUGAGAGCUUUUUGAUGUCAGCAUUCCACAACGGUCUCUUGCGCACAAUGAAGGCGAACUAUACAGUCUCGGAAGGCGACUUGAGAGUUAUCCGGCCUUUAGUUUACGUCCGCGAAAAGGAACUACGAAUCUUCGCUGAAAAGGUGAAACUACCCGUGAUUGCAGAAAAUUGCCCCGCUUGUUUUGAAGCCCCCAAGGAGCGGCAUCGAACAAAGCAGUUGUUGGCAGCUCAAGAAAUAUUGUUCCCAGGCCUAUAUCACAGCCUGCUCACGGCCAUGAAGCCGCUGAUGGCUCGCGACAGAGUAGGCAUGGAGUCUAGCAAGAUGAAAGAAGGAAACUAUGAAGACUUUCUUUGACAGAGAAAACGGAAUGAGUGUGAAGAGAACUUAUUACGGUCAACACAUGUUGUUGUUCAUACCAAUGACAUCAAUGUCAUGGGUGGCCUUGUUAAGCUUCGCAAAACAAGGCCACGCAGACAAAAAGCGAUAAGUAUGGAGGAAAUCAUAGCCGAGUCUCUCGCGUUUUCCCGCUUCUCGUCCGCCUCACACAAUCCGCGCGCGCGACUAUAUCUUGUUCUCGUGCUUUUCUUGUAAUCCACGAAUGAAUCGAGGAACUAUACUCGCAGUCUCCGUUUAUUUCAAGAAUGUUCUAAAAAUCACUAUUUACAAUUAUUAAGUAAGAAUUAUGUGAGCUUUAUUAUUUAAUCUUGGCUAAUACAUAAAGCAUUACAUUUCUCGCACCAAAAAUUUAAAAAUAAUCGUUCGCUUCAACAGUUUCUCGUACUUUCUGUUUUGCCGGAUAACGAAACACCGCGAAAGGUACUUCGUAUAAUGAUACUAAAAAUCGCGCCGUAUGGCAGCCGUUGGUCUAUUUCCUAAGCUGGAGGUAUAUAAUGGUCAGUUUUUGGGAAGGAGGGUGCAAGACUCAACCCAUGCAAAAAGCAAUACUAUUGGGUUGUAACGUGACUACUGUCUUAAUACUGAACACAAUCAGUUGACAGACGAGCUGCAAACAUAGCGUGAUUAACCAAUCGAUAAUCAGCAUAAAAAAAAA